Molecule: messenger RNA, 2408 nt
Organism: Achroia grisella
Lineage: Eukaryota; Metazoa; Arthropoda; Insecta; Lepidoptera; Pyralidae
Product: ATP-dependent RNA helicase DDX54
Exons: 13
Coding region: 124-2370 (748 amino acids)
Cellular component (GO): nucleus
Molecular function (GO): RNA helicase activity; RNA binding; ATP binding
Source: RefSeq, a predicted model, not a curated record
CCACAUGGGUUUAGUGAUCAUAGAUGCUUUUGUAUUUUUAAUUGUAUUAACUAUCCAUUAUUUAAUAUUCAUUAAACUAAAGUUUUUGAUAUACAAUAAUAGAGUUAUAUAUAUGUAGAAAAAAUGUUAAAACCUAAGAAGUUGGGAGAUGAUCUCCCUGGGUUUGAAGUACCAUCAGGCGAAGGAGACACGCAGAAUGAACAGUCUAAUAUUAAGAAGAAAAAGAAGAGUUCAGGUGGUUUCCAAUCUAUGGGUCUUAGUUUUCAUGUUAUUAAGGGCAUAACUAAGCGAGGGUAUAAACAACCAACACCUAUUCAACGUAAGACAAUUCCACUGGCAUUAGAAGGCAAAGAUGUGGUUGCCAUGGCACGGACAGGAUCAGGCAAGACAGCAUGCUUUGUGCUACCAAUAUUGGAUAAACUCAUAGCACCAGCUAACAAACCUUUGCCAGGGAAGAAUUUCAGGGCUCUUAUUCUGUCCCCGACUAGAGAAUUGGCAUUACAGACUUUAAGAUUUGUUAGAGAACUAGGCAAAUUUACAGGGCUCACGUCAGCAGCGAUCCUUGGAGGAGAGUCCAUUGAACAACAAUUCAGUGUUAUGUCAGGAAAAUCUCCUGAUAUUGUUGUGGCCACACCGGGGCGAUUCCUUCACAUAUGCAUCGAAAUGAGUCUUAAAUUGGAUAACAUAAAUGUUGUGGUAUUCGACGAGGCUGACCGCCUCUUUGAGCUUGGCUUUGGCGAGCAACUAAGAGAAAUUGUCGCCCGUUUGCCUUCCAACCGUCAAACGCUAUUAUUUUCGGCGACAUUACCAAAAAUGCUUGUGGAAUUUGCUAGAGCAGGUCUAUCGGAUCCGGUGCUAAUCAGAUUAGAUGUAGAUUGGAAGCUGCCGUCAACAUUAUGGCUUGGUUGGUUGUAUGUGAGGGCAGAAUUGAAGACGGCCGCAUUAUUAUUGUUGCUGGAUAGGGUGUUGACACCUCAAACACCUCAAGCUGUUGUAUUUGCUGCUACCAAGCAUCAUGUGGAAUACUUAAAUUUAAUAUUGCAAAGAGCUGGUAUAUCAUCAACAUACGCAUACUCCGGACUUGAUCCCUCGGCCCGUAAGAUUGCACUUGGCCGUUUCACAAACAAGAAAUGCUCCGUUCUUCUAGUUACCGACGUAGCCGCUAGAGGGCUUGAUUUGCCGGCACUUGAUACUGUAAUCAAUUAUAAUUUCCCGGCGACUCCUAAGUUGUUUGUACACAGAGUGGGGCGCAGUGCGCGUGCAGGCCGUGCGGGCCGCGCUUGGUCGCUGCUGGCGGCCGCCGACCUCGCUCACCUGCUCGACCUGCAGCUGUUCCUCGGCGCGGAACUACUCUCGCCAGCACAGGUGACGGAAAAAGGUCUCACCUGUCCUAGUGGCGUAUGGGGUAUCAUGCCGACCAGCCAGUUAGAGCUUCGGCACCAGGAUGUGAUGAGCUGGGAGAGGAAUUACUCAGAAAUUGAAGAGGCAGCUAGAACCUGUUCCCGAGGGUUACAGCAGUACGUGAAGUGGCGGGAAGCGGCCUCGGCCGAAGCCAAUAAGCGCGCCAAAACUAUCACGCCCCCCGCUUUAACGCAUCCGUUUCUGCUUGAGGACAGCGGGGACGAUGCGAACAAACUAGUUGAACAAAUCAAGAAUUAUACUCCUAAAGGGACUAUCUUAGAAUUAGCUGCAAAGAAUGAUUCUCCCAUGUAUUUGGCAAUGAAAGCAAAAAAACAUGCUCAUGGUAAAAUGGUGCAAAAAACUAGAGACAACAAAAAAUUACUGGCUGAAGGAAUACUAGUUGAGAAUAUUGAACCAAAUAGAAAGAAAAAGAAGGAGGUUAUUCGUGAUGAGAAUUACAUUCCUCAUCAAGCAAGUGACCAACAUACUGAAGCGGGUAUGGCAGUAAACUUCAACGUGGGUGCAGCAGCGGCUGAGUUGCAGCUGGGCGCCGACUGCGGGCAGGCGGCCCGGGCCGCGCGCUCGCAGCUGCGGUGGGACCGGAAGCGGAAGAAGAUGGUGCACGUCGACCCUGAUGGUGGUCGAAAGAUGAUCCGCACUGAGAGCGGCGGGCGUGUGCCGGCUAGCUUCCGUAGCGGACGCUAUGACGACUGGCGACGCAGAAAUGCAGCGCCUGACGCUGAUGGCGAUGACGACGAUGCACCGGCACAAGCUAACAGAAAGAAACCAGUCUCAGAGUUUCGACCACAUUGGGUGAAGCACAACGAACGUGUCGCUAAGAAAAAAUCGGAAGCAUCCUCGAAAGAGUUUAGUGAUAAACACAAGAUCGUGAAGGAGCGCCUCCGUAGGGAAAAGAUCAAGCAAAAACUUAAACACAAAAUGAAGGGCAAGAAAAAGAAGAAGAAAUAAUGUGUAUAUUUUUUUUUAUAAAUGUUCGAAUCUUAAAU